Cicer arietinum (chickpea) is the source of this 1960-nucleotide messenger RNA. Its product is annotated as protochlorophyllide-dependent translocon component 52, chloroplastic. NCBI's taxonomy places the organism in Eukaryota, Viridiplantae, Streptophyta, Magnoliopsida, Fabales, Fabaceae. Gene Ontology annotation, cellular component: cytoplasm. Gene Ontology annotation, molecular function: 2 iron, 2 sulfur cluster binding; chlorophyllide a oxygenase activity. The record is from RefSeq and is a predicted model, not a curated record.
AUCAAACAUAUAGCCUCAUGUUUCAUUUCAUUGCAUAAUAAUAAUAAAAAUGAAACACAACAUGUGAGCCUCUAGUUUCAAUACAUCUAUUAAGUUAAAGCAUAUAACAUUGGAGUGUAACCGCUUUGUAGUGUUGCAAAAGAAAAACAUGGAAGCUAUGUUAUCUUUUUCUGUUACUUCAUUUCACAUCCCAAUUGCACUUGAAAAUUCAACACCACUUAGGAAAUCCAUGUUGUUGAGCACACAAGUGCAUUCAACUACACUUCCAUUAAUUAGUGGUAGGAACAAUUCAAAAUUCAAGCUUUUCACAGCUUUAUCACCCUCACCAAUCACAGAUUCAAGUAACCUUUCUGUGGAUGAGCCAGAAGUUGAAGAAAGUGGAGAGAAAUUUGAUUGGUUUUCACAGUGGUACCCUUUGAUGCCAAUAUGUGAUCUAGACAAAAGAGCACCUCAUGGUAAAAGGGUGAUGGGGAUUGAUGUGGUUGUGUGGUGGGAUAGAAAUGAGAAUGAAUGGAAAGUAUUUGAUGAUGCAUGUCCACAUAGAUUGGCACCAUUAUCUGAAGGAAGGAUUGAUCAAUGGGGUAGAUUGCAGUGUGUAUAUCAUGGUUGGUGUUUUAAUGGAUCUGGUGAUUGUAAAUUCAUUCCUCAGGCACCUCCACAAGGACCUCAGGUUCAUACGUCAAAAAAAGCAUGUGUAGCUGCUUAUCCAAGCAUUGUGCAGAAUGAUAUCUUGUGGUUUUGGCCAAAUACUGAUCCUCAAUACAAAGACAUUAUUACAAGGAAAAAACCCCCAUUCAUACCAGAAAUAGAUGAUCCAUCAUUUACUUGCUUAAUGGGAAAUAGAGAUAUUUCUUAUGGAUAUGAGGUACUGAUUGAAAACCUCAUGGACCCUGCACAUGUUCCAUAUGCACACUAUGGAAUAAUGAACACUCCAAAACCAAAAGAAAAAGCUGAUAGAGAAGGGGGAAGACCACUUGAAUUGUCAAUUGAAGAGUUAGAUAUCAAUGGUUUCACAGCAGAUCAGGGAUGGAGCAAAAGCAAAUUUAUGCCACCUAGCAUUUUUUAUGCAUACAGUGAUCCAGAUAAACUUGCAUCAUCUGCUGAAGCUAAGAAAUCAUCAGUUCAGAAGAAAUUUGCUUUGAUCUUUAUUUGCAUUCCUGUUAGUCCUGGUAAAAGCAGACUGAUUUGGUGCUUUCCAAGAAACUUUGGACUGUGGAUUAACAAAAUUGUACCGCGAUGGAUAUUUCAUAUCGGGCAAAACCUGGUUCUAGAUUCAGAUUUAUAUCUUCUCCAUGUUGAGGAACAUAAAAUAAUGGAUGUUGGUCAAGAGAAUUGGCACAAGGCCUGUUUUGUGCCAACAAAGGCAGAUGCUCUUGUGAUUGGUUUUAGAAAAUGGUUAAAGAAGUAUGCAGGUGGUCAAGUUGAUUGGAGAGGAAAAUAUACUGGAGCACUUCCUCCAACACCUCCUAAAGAACAACUUAUGGACAGGUACUGGACUCAUGUGGUGAAUUGCAAGAGUUGCAGUUUUGCAUAUAAGAGUCUUAAUGUGGUGGAAGUGAUGCUGCAGAUCAUAUCUGUUGCUUCAAUUGGGAUUGUUGCCACCAUGAAGCAGGGUAUGAUGUCAGUUGCAACAAGAAAUUCAAUGAUUGUGUUAGCAGUGCUUUCAUUCGGGUUGUCUCGGUGGUUAGCUCGCUUCAUAUACAAAAACUUCCAUUUUCAUGACUACAACCACGCGUUUCGUUGAAAUGUGUUUCCUUGGAUAUUGAUGUCUAAGUGUGUUAUGUAUAUAUAGUGAUGAAGCUCCAUGAAAACAAAGCCACUAGUAUAGGUGGUUUGGAAGAUUUUUGGAACAUUUGUGCAUGUAUACAUGUUAAGUUCAUACACACCCAUGUAAGUCUUUACUUUAGCAAAAUGAGAUGGAUUCAAAGUUUCCCCAGUAGGGAUAACUAUUUAUUAUUCA